UGGAUCCAGCCUUAACUCAAGUCGAGAUGAUACAUUCCAACUUGGCCUAAUGGAAGCAAUGAUAACAUUGACUGCAAAGGUUGGAAGUAUUGACACAGUCAUUGUUGAGAAGGUGUUGACUGCAGUAGACGCAUCUGUAGAUGAAAAAGUAAAUGCAAGGAUUGGUGAAGCCGUGCUGGUAUUUACACAGAAAAUCUCCACUUUACAAGAAGAGAUUGCUCAACUUAGAGAGCAAAUGCAAGCUACUGUCCCUAAAAAUGAUGCACAUUACAAUGUGAACCAUGAAGAUGAAGUCAACAGCAACGACCCGUCAUGGAUGGUCCAAGACAAAGCCUCAUCACAAAUGGAUGCGGCAAUACAAUGUGUGGUUAGAAAGAAAGCCAAAAAAUCCGAGGUCAAGCUAACAUCUCCAAUUCUACUUGACACUGGUGGUGAGAAGGUUGUUGGAACAACACAAGUAAAAAAACCAGCUAGAGGAUUGAAAAAUGUAAAGAAGGAGAAGGUUGAAGUUCCACAACUUAGGGAUUCUGGUGGAACAUGGUCUGAUUCAGAAGACAAGCAAAAAUAUGGUAAUCUAGGUGCCACAUUAGACCAGUUGGCGGCAGUCUUGGAUGGACCUUUGCAAAAAUGCAAGACACAGCUGACAAAGACCCAAGUGUAUCCAUAUGUAGGUAACUCAACUGUCAAAGGGAUCAUAAAAGGUGAUGUCUCUAAAGCCUGCUAUGAUCCCUUAGCUAAAGUUGAUGAGACAAAAUUUAAGAAGCUACUGGAUUAUUUGCGAAGUCUUGAUGGUGAUAACGAUGUAGACACUAACUUCUAUAUAAAGCUAAUAACGCCAAGAAAUGUGUGGGAAAAAGAUCGUUUUGGGUGGCUGUCAGAUUCUCAUAUGGCAUCUGCAAUGCUUAUGUUUCAUAAAAGAGCUAUGAGGGACCCUUCACCGUACUCAGCAAAGAUAGCUUUUCUUGAGCACUGGUUUGUCAAGAUGUGGGUCAGAGACUACAAGAAAUAUGAUCCUAAAACGUGGAAGUUCUCAGAUACUUACAAGAAGGUGUUCAAUGGCAAUCACCCUACAGAGUUUUCCAACAACAGAAAGUGGCUGAAGGAUGUGGAUCGGUUGUUUCUUUGCCACUUGAUAAAUGGUGACCAUUGGGUCGCUUUAGAAGUGGAUCUUGACAAGAAAAUAAUCCAUGUUUACGAUAGCAUACAGACAGUUGUCCCAAGCCACACGGAUCUUCUAGAAGAGUGUCGUCCUUUCACGAAGAUGAUUCCUUUAUUGUUGAAAGAAAUGGUUCCAGAAAGGAAGAGUUCACAGCAGUUCAGGAUUUCAAGACUUAAAAAUGUUCCGCAUAAUGAAGAGCCUGGUGAUUGUGGUGUUUACGCUCUGAAGUAUAUAGAGUGUAAGGCGAUUGGCUGUGGUUUUGAAGGACUUUCUGAUCAGUGCAUUCUGGCAAUGCGUAUUAAGUUAGCUGCUGAGAUCUAUGAUGAGGUUUUGGGUCUGUAGUAUUUUAAGUUUCUGAUAUGAUAUUCUAUGUUUUGAACGUUAUGGAUAUGUAGUAUUUUCAUUUUUCGGAUGUGUAACAUUUUUAUGGUUUGGUUUGGUUUUGAAAUCAAUAUUUCGAGAAGUUAUGAUAGUCUAGAGAUGUGGAAGGGUUGUGGAGACGUUGAUCAAACACGCUUCUGAAUUAGCUUCAAAACUGUGUUCUUUUGUGGCUUUUUUUUUUGUCAUCAAACCUUGUAACAAAUGUAUCUCAAGUCAAAAGACUUGGCAACAACCAAAGAAAACAACUGCCAAUAGGCAACAAAACCCAAACAAGAGAGAAUUAAAUAAUAAGAGAUUAAGAGUAUAUAGAGCUGAACAGCUCGUGUCUCAAUCUUCAAAGAACUCAAACGGACUCCGCGGCUUCCGUGAACAGGGAACGCAUCAGCCAUAAGAAUAAUAUUAUUAUUGAUGCAGGUCAAUACAUAAGUUGUGUCGUUGUCUGGUGGUAUUUGGGUGGUUUUUCGCCCAUCACUUCAUGGGUUCAAACCCAGCAGAGAGUGUUUUUAUUUUUUUGCAUUUGCUAAUUCAUUAAUGGCAUAAUGGUAAAUAAGUUCAUCUUCUUCAGAUCAAUUCUAGGGUCAUGAAGAUUGCAGAUUUUUGUGAUUUUUAGUUCAAAAUCGUGAAAGCAAGGUGAUAAACCAAGUUGUUUCACUUGACUUGAUCUCAAUUUGUCAAUUUUCUAUCGAUUUGAGGCUGGGUGAUCGAAUUAGUGGUUUUCUGGGAAAAAAAAAUUGGACUUUCAUGUAAAACAGAGUAAAACAGAGAACAAAUUGUCUAACCAGAAUCCAAUAAAAUAGAAGUUAAAUUGUCCAACAAAAAACAAUAGCAAAUUGUCUACCAAAAAACAAAU
Molecule: messenger RNA, 2390 nt
Organism: Brassica rapa (field mustard)
Lineage: Eukaryota; Viridiplantae; Streptophyta; Magnoliopsida; Brassicales; Brassicaceae
Biological process (GO): protein desumoylation; proteolysis
Cellular component (GO): nucleus
Molecular function (GO): deSUMOylase activity
Source: RefSeq, a predicted model, not a curated record